CUCUACAAGCAGUUCUUUAUCACAGUUGUUGCUCAGUCAUAAGUCAAUAAAAACUGUGAAAGUAAAACAUAUCUCUACCGCCCGAUUCCACAGGAUGUUCCUCUCUGUAUGAAAGCAGUGCUGUACUGUAGGCUACAGUAACCUAGCGUCAUUACAACAGUACCCGUUUAUAAUUCAACCGUGUCCGUCCGCAUUAUGCCAUUCCCACCUCAGAAGCGCACCUUUUGAAGACUCGGGCUUAUGUUUUUCUGCUGAUUAGUGGUCCGCCUUGACAGACCCGUAAUUUACUAAACCACACAUUUAAAAGCCAGAAGAAGAAGAGAAAAAUCGUUAGGUUUGAAUGUUUAAUACAGUGCCGUGUCCCUUUAAAACUUCUGACAAAAAGCCCAUAUGAUCCCUGAGCUCCAAUCACCAAUUCCUUCUGCAAAAGCAGCCUCUGCAUUUUUGUCUGUCUGAAUGCUAGGAAGGCGAAAAAAGAUUGAGGAGAAGAAGAAACUGAAGAAAUGUGAAAAUCCAAGGAACAUUUUCAUGGCCAACGGAAGUCGAUGCGUAAGGAGUUAUAUUGGGACUCCUUUUUGCCUCGAAACCUCGGAUCAAAAUGCUCAUAGUAGAGAAGACAUCAGACUUCCCGUCAGCUGAGUUCUCUGUGGUGGAGGAUGUGACUCUUCACUUCACCUGUUUGAUGGACAGGUUGAACGAGCAGCGUCUCUUCCAGCCUGACCUCUGUGAUGUGGACAUAGUGUUGGUGCGCCAACGCAGUACCUUCCCUGCCCACAAGGGGGUGCUUGCGGCCUACAGCCCCUUCUUUCACUCCCUGUUCUCCCAGAGCAAGCAGCUGCGCCGUGUCGACCUGUCUCUGGAUGCCCUCAGCUCCCAGGGUCUACAGCAGAUCCUUAACUUCAUCUACACCUCCCGUCUGUUGGUCAGUAGCCGUAGCGUCAGAGAUGUGCUCAACGCCGCCACCCUGCUGCAGAUGACGGACAUUGCAGCUUCUUGCCGUGACCUCAUCAGCAGCCAAUCGCUAAGGGCCGUGGUAGACAACCUGGCCAAUCAGGAUGGCCUCGGAGAUCCUGAUUCCAUGACAACGACCCCCAGCAGUCAGCUGUACCGCGAGAUCAAGCAGGAGGCAGAGUUAGGGAGGGUAGAGUUAGAGAGGGUGUACACUCGGGAGGGGAACAGCCCUUUCUCUGUGAGGGUGGAAGACGGACAUGGUAAAAUCUCCUCCCAGACCUCCUCCCAGACCUCCUCCCAGACCUCCUCCCAGACCUCCUCCCAGUCCCUGGCCAAGCAGUACUACUACCAACAAGAGGACAGGGAGAGUGGAGGAGGAGGAGGAGGGAGGGGUCUGUUUAAGCUGGAGGGGGGCGGGGAGCAGAUCAUCGUAGAGGUCAACCUGAACAACCAGACACUCAACGUCUCCAAGGGGUCAGAGAGCAAGGCUGUCGCCACAUAUACCACCGCCACCGCCAUGUUCACCCGCUCCCACGGUGACCAGAGGGACGAGGAGGACGAGGAGAACAAGGAAGAGGAUGAUGAUGAUGAUGAUGACGGGCAGGUCGGGGAGGAGGAAGAGGAGGAGGAUGAAGGGCAGAGAGAGAGAGAGGAAGAGAUGGAGAACAGCAGCGAAGAGGACGAAGAGGAGGAAGAGGAAGAGGAGAACAACGACAUGAACAUACCAGCAGACGAGUCUAUUUUGAUGAACAGGCCUCGUCCGGGGACUAGAACCCUGGAGGUCGCCACAACAACCGUCUCCAUGCGGCAGACCCUUGGUGACGCCACCCUUGCCAACCGUCACCAGGGGAGGAAGAGGAAGCAGAAUCCUGAGAGCGUAGGUCAGAUGGUCAGACUGGAGGAGAAGCAACACUUCCCCUGUAAGAAAUGUCCCAGAGUCUUCAACAACCGCUGGUAUCUGGAGAAGCACAUGAACGUCACUCACAACCGCAUGCAGAUCUGCAACAAGUGUGGAAAACGCUUCCUUCUGGAGACGGAACUGCUGCUGCACCAUCAGACCGACUGUGAGAAGAGUAUACAGUGUGUAACGUGUGGCAAGGCCUUUAAGAAGCUCUGGUCUCUCCAUGAGCACAACAAGAUCGUUCACGGCUACGCUGAGAAGAAGUUCUGCUGUGAGAUCUGUGAGAAGAAGUUCUACACCAUGGCCCACGUCAGGAAGCACAUGGUCGCUCACACCAAGGACAUGCCGUUCACCUGUGAGACGUGUGGGAAGUCGUUCAAGCGCGGCAUGUCCCUAAAGGUUCACUCUCUACAACACUCUGGAGAGAAGCCCUUCAAGUGUGAGAACUGUAAUGAGCGUUUCCAGUAUAAGUACCAGCUACGUUCCCACAUGUCCAUCCACAUCGGACACAAGCAGUUCAUGUGCCAGUGGUGUGGCAAGGACUUCAACAUGAAGCAGUACUUUGAUGAACACAUGAAGACGCACACUGGAGAGAAGCCGUAUAUCUGUGAGAUCUGUGGGAAGAGUUUCACCAGUCGUCCCAACAUGAAGCGCCACCGUCGGACCCAUACGGGGGAGAAGCCGUACCCCUGCGAGGUGUGUGGUCAGAGGUUCCGUUUCUCCAACAUGCUCAAGGCCCACAAGGAGAAGUGCAUCCGGGUCAGCAACCCCGCGGGAACCGACAACAACGACUCGCUGGGCGUCGACCCCCCCUCCCCGACUGUUUCUGCGGACCCUGCUGCGAUUGGUCAGGUGGUUUUAGGGGCGGUGCUCCCGGGGGCAAUGCACCACCAUGCCACGCCCCACUCCCUCCCUCUGAUCCACUCCCUAGGGGGGCUGCCCCACACCCCCGCGCCCCCUCCCCCUCCUCCACCCCUCUUCUCUGGCAGGAUGGGCUCCGACAUCUAGCUAACGCACUCCGCUCUGCUAACAGAUCAGACUGCUAGCAUCCAUCU
Salmo salar (Atlantic salmon) is the source of this 2907-nucleotide messenger RNA. NCBI's taxonomy places the organism in Eukaryota, Metazoa, Chordata, Actinopteri, Salmoniformes, Salmonidae. The record is from RefSeq and is a predicted model, not a curated record.